Messenger RNA from Bolinopsis microptera, 912 nucleotides. Its product is annotated as eukaryotic translation initiation factor 3 subunit I-like. Gene Ontology annotation, biological process: cytoplasmic translational initiation. The transcript has 4 exons. The record is from RefSeq and is a predicted model, not a curated record. Gene Ontology annotation, cellular component: eukaryotic translation initiation factor 3 complex, eIF3m; cytoplasm. The coding region runs from base 1 to 912 and encodes 303 amino acids. NCBI's taxonomy places the organism in Eukaryota, Metazoa, Ctenophora, Tentaculata, Lobata, Bolinopsidae. Gene Ontology annotation, molecular function: RNA binding; protein binding; translation initiation factor activity.
AUGAAGCCAAUUCUAUUACAAGCGCAUGAGAGGUCUCUAACGAAGGUUCUCUACAACAAGGAUGGAGAUUUACUUUUCACAGCUUCCAAGCACAAUCUCCCCAAUGUGUGGUGGUCGAUAAACGGCGAGAGGUUGGGAACAUAUAAUGGUCACAAUGGUGCAGUGUGGGACAUGGCUGUGUCAAGUGACUCCACCAAGCUGUUAUCAGCUAGUGCUGAUCAGUCCUGUAUUGUUUGGGAUUCUGAGACUGGUAAAAUUUUACACCAGCUUGAAGCUAAGUCUCCUGUGAGAUCUUGUGGUUUCUCGCUUACAGACAACAUUUUGUGCUUUACCACAGAUAAAGCUAUGGGACAGCCCUGCUUCGUCAAAUUCUUUGAUAUCAGAGAUAAAGAACAGGUCCAGUCCAACACUCCAUUCCAAGAUAUUCAGAUUGAAGAUUCUAAAGUUAACAGAAUGAUCUGGGGUACUGUUGAGGAUUAUAUUAUUACUGGUCAUGAGAAUGGACAGAUCUGCCAGUAUGACUGGAAGACAGAACAAUGCUCAUCACCGGUUCCAAAGACACCACCUGCCAAACUUUUCGACGCCAAAACAUUCCAGUUCUUGAAGUCGUACAAGACAGACCGACCCGUGAACAGCGCUGCAAUCUCCCCGAUCAAACACCACAUCCUACUGGGUGGAGGUCAGGAAGCCAUGGAGGUCACAACUUCUCACACAAAGAGUGGUAAAUUCGAGGCCAGGUUCUUCCAUCUGAUAUUCGAGGAGGAGAUAGGACGGGUAAAGGGACAUUUCGGUCCAAUUAACACACUUGCUUUUCAUCCUAACGGUAAACAGUACUCCAGUGGUGCUGAGGAUGGUUAUGUUAGGAUACACGAUUUUGAUCAGAGUUAUUAUGACUUUGAAUACGAUUUUUAG